Messenger RNA from Poecilia latipinna (sailfin molly), 3638 nucleotides. RefSeq names its product thrombospondin, type I, domain containing 7Ba (gene thsd7ba). The coding region runs from base 342 to 3638 and encodes 1098 amino acids. Gene Ontology annotation, cellular component: plasma membrane. Gene Ontology annotation, biological process: actin cytoskeleton organization. The record is from RefSeq and is a predicted model, not a curated record. Lineage: Eukaryota; Metazoa; Chordata; Actinopteri; Cyprinodontiformes; Poeciliidae. The transcript is spliced from 16 exons.
CGCUUUACAGCUGCCCAUGCUGGUUGGACCAUCCCCAGUCGGUACUUGAGUGAGUGGGCGCUUGACAGAGUUAGCACCUCGAAGGUGCAGGAGGUGUGACAUAGUCCCAGCCUACCACGCAUUCAUUCGUACCAGAUUAAGCUAUUGCAUGAUGCUGCAAGCAGAAGGCCUGGCACAGGCGAUUUACCAUCCCUGCCAGACUUAACAUCUUCAGACGCCUCCUCUCUGCUCGGCUAACGUCUCCUCGGGAAGGACUGCCCAGAGUCAUCCGCAACUCUACUAACAAUAUCACCCAAAGGGAUGACUGGAGGUCACCUUGCACAGGAGUAAGAGAGGCAGCAAUGGGCUGGACUAUGACUCUGAAAGAUGACUUUGGGGUCAGCGCCUGGACACGGCACACUGGGAACUUCCUCAGCCUUUUCCUUCUCAUCUCGUCUCUCUUUUCCAUUCCAGCCCACUCGGACAUUGUACUUUCCAAAGCCCAUCAUUUUUCAUGGAAAGCAGGCUCGUGGGGUCAGUGUGUCGGGGAGGUGUGUGGCUCAGGUGGGGUUCAGACAAGGACAAUAUGGUGUGUCCACAUGGAGGGCUGGACGACCCAUAACUCGCACUGCCAGCACGUGGAAAAACCAGAAAGCAAAAGGCAAUGCUUUAAGGUCUGCGACUGGCACCAAGAUCUUUUUGAAUGGGAUAUUUCUGACUGGGGGGCUUGUGUUCUUGUCCCUUUCUUUUCUAAUGAACUCAAGAUGAGGACUACUGAGUGCAUUACAGCACAGCAUGGCAUUCAGAAGCGCAAUAUCCACUGUGUUCGCACUUCCAAUCGAAGCACUGUCAGCAUAAGGAUAUGCGAGUUCUUCUCCCAGAAGCCACCUGUGGAGCAGGCCUGCCUCAUCCCCUGCCCUCAGGACUGUGUGGCUUCAGACUUUACCUCAUGGUCGAGUUGCAGUAAAACUUGCGGUGCUGGUCUACAGCAUCGGACUAGACACGUCCUGGCCGCGCCAAUGUAUGGAGGGGCUAACUGCCCUAAUCUAACCGAGACCAGGACUUGUACUAACUCCGUUGACUGCCCUGUUGCAGAGGGGGAGUACCAGUACAGCCUUAAAGUAGGGGCCUGGAGUAAGUGCCGUCUACCCCAUAACAAAGACGCCGUCUUAAAUGGAAGGACCACAGUGGACUUUGGUGUUAGCUCCAAUGAGAACAACUCUAUCACGACACAAACACUGGAUUCUCACCACCAAUUCCGUCAUCACCAGAACCACCAUGGUCAAGCUCACAUAAGGUACCCGAUGUCAUGGGAGCUGGAAGUGGGAUAUCAGACACGACAUGUACGCUGUGCGAGAAGUGAUGGCAAGAAUGUUAUGCUAAGUUUAUGUACCAAGGACACCUCCCCACUGACCUUCCAGGCAUGUGUGAUGCCCAAAGACUGUCAGACCUCUGACUGGUCAUCGUGGAGUUUCUGCUCAAAGACCUGCCGAUCCACCGACCUGUCCCCUGGGUAUCGCGUCCGGACACGGAUCAUGACACAGAUCCCACAUGGAGGAGGAAAACAAUGUCCUGCACUCGAAGAAAAGGAAGCCUGCAACAUCAUAGGAGAUUUACUUCCCAAAUGUCCCAGGUACACCUGGAGGACCACUGACUGGGGUGAAUGCCACAUCCGACAUUUACUGGGCCAGCAGGAUCGACGGCGGGCUAACAUCAGUCUGCUGUGUGGAGGUGGAGUCCAGACCAGGAAGACCUACUGUGUUCAAGUCCCUGAUGAUUCAGCAGCACAUUACAAGAAGGAAGUGUCCAGGCCUGUGGAUGCUUGGCUGUGCGAUGGAGAUGAUCCUCCAUUGGCCGCUCAGAACUGCUCAGUUCCUUGCCAGCAUCAGUGCUCGCUGUCCCAGUGGUCGCCCUGGAGUGCCUGCCUUCAUGAAAACUGCAAAGAACCUCAAGGGAAGAAAGGUUUCAGACAAAGGAAGAGAGAGGUGUUGUGGGAGUCCAGUAAUACUCCGGGGACCUGCCCUCAUCUGAUGGAGUUCAUCCCCUGUGAGGAUCCUGCCUGCUACCUGUGGCAAACCCAACAAAAAGGAAAAUGCAUUCCCACCAACAGCUCCUGUGGUCCUGGAACCGCAGUACAGAAUGUGACCUGUGUCGACGCUGAAGGAGGUGAUGUGCCCGACAGCCACUGUGUAGAAGAGCCUCCACCCACUGAGGAGGCCUGUGAUGUUGCCUGUUCUGCAGACUGUGUGGUGGGCUCCUGGUCCUCCUGGUCUUCCUGCUCACACAGCUGCGCCACAAAGACCGCAGAGGGCAAGCAGAGCCGCAGUCGCACAGUAUUAGCCAUCCCAGGAAAAGAUGGUAAAACAUGCCCAGCAGCCCCGGCCCUAGAGGAAUGGCGAGUCUGCAACGACCAUCCUUGCACUGUGUUUUACUGGGAAGCCUCAGAAUGGGGGCCCUGUACUGAGGACGCGCCUUCUAAAACCAAUGAAACUAGCUCCCGCAAUGAGACGUCCGCCUGCCCUGUUGGUGUUCAGAGCCGUAACGUCAGCUGCAUGAGGAGGAAUGCUGCUCCAGUCAUAAGUAGAAGGUGUUUAGAGUCUUCUCGCCCAGAAACUACCCGGCCCUGCUUGUUUCCCUGCAAGAAGGACUGUGUGGUGACCCCCUUCAGCGAAUGGACACCAUGUCCAGCGUCUUGUCUCUCAGAUAAUUCAACUGCUGCAAUGCAAUCUCGGUACAGAAUCAUCAUUCAGACGCCUGCUAAUGGAGGUCAAGAGUGCCCUGACACACUGUACGAAGGAAGGGAGUGUGACUCAGUUCGUGUAUGUCCGGUGUUUAGGUGGAGGAUGCACAAGUGGCACAGUUGUACCCUGGUGCCCGAUUCUGUUAGACGGGGAUUAUCGGGAUCAGGAGAAGCCUGUGGAAAUGGUUUAGAAACAAGAGGAAUCAGUUGUGUUGGGGAAGAUGGAGAGCCAGCCAACAUGACAGAGUGCCUGCAAUGGGCUGGACCCAUUCCCUCUCAGAUUAGAGAAUGCCGGGUGGCGUGCAAGGACGACUGCACUCUGACUGCUUGGUCCAGGUUUUCUGACUGCACCGGAUGUGGCAGCUCACGCACUCGCAGGCGUUCACUUGUAGGCCGUAGCAAAAAGAAGGAGCGUUGCCUGAAUCAGGAAAUGUACCCGCUGGAAGAGAACCAGACUUGUCCCUGUAAUGAGUUUUUGUCUCAGCCAUUUGGGAAUUGGUCUGCGUGCAUCCUUCCAAAUCCUCCGGUUUUCGAGUCACUGCACGGUUGGAUGAGGCACCGAGAGCUAAAAGAGUGCGGCCAAGGUCUCCGGUACAGAGCCGUGGCCUGCAUUGACCAGCGGGGACGCCUGGUUAACCCCGCGCUCUGCACAGACUCAGGCUACAUCGUGGAGGUUUGUCACAUCCCUUGCCCCCUGGACUGUAAGCUCAGUGAUUGGUCUUCUUGGUCGGCAUGCAGUUCCUCCUGUGGCAGCGGGCUGAAAAUCAGGUCCAAGUGGCUCAGAGAGAAAGCCUUUAACGGCGGACAGCCCUGCCCCAAGCUGGAUUUGAAGAACCAGGUAAGGAUGGUGGUGAAACUUGUAUCCAUGAAGCCUUUCAAAGCUCUGCUGCUGGUCAAUGAGGAAGAGGGCAGCAUCUAG